Messenger RNA from Mesorhabditis spiculigera, 2049 nucleotides. The record is from the annotation of a GenBank genome assembly. NCBI's taxonomy places the organism in Eukaryota, Metazoa, Nematoda, Chromadorea, Rhabditida, Rhabditidae.
AUGCAAAAGACAUUCCACGAGGCAAUGAGAAAUCGCCGCACUUCCUUGCCGGCCACGAGCCUCAGCUUGAGCAAGACCACACCGGUGACAAUCUCGAACAUCACUGAGGCUCGAGGUAUCCUCGUCGAUUUGAUGGCCGGCAAGGAAUUACCGCCAAAUGUGCUGGGAUGUCUCAGAGCCGUCGCGACACUAUUGACGCCAUCUACUCCGCUUCCGGCUGCUAAAGACCAAAAAAUGACAAGCGAGGCGCAGCGUGUGCGCGACGCAUCCAAGGAGCGGAGAAUUUCGCAUUUAUUAACCCUUUUUCCGGCCUCCCUCUCCACACACCACACCGAUUUCGGGUUGCCUUGCGUCGUCGAGAACCCGUACAGCGGAGAGCAGCUACUCGUCUCUGGGACGUCCAAACCACGCGUAUCGAACAUCACCUUUUCCACCGUCACCUCAGCUACCGGAUUACCGACGAUAGCCGCCGAGCCGAAUCGCCCGAGGUCGAGCAGGUCAGAGAGCUACUGGAAGCCAGAAACUCCAUCAACAAACGGACCCGAAUCGAUCCACGACAGCGCCAGUUGCCAUCGAUUGGAUGUUGCCGCGAGCUCGAACUCGGUGUCGGCCGAAGAUUCUACCGCGCGGGUUGCAACAGAAAACCACGUUGAAGUCGAGGAGGAUCGCGAAAAUGAGCCCUGUUCUUCUGAUGCGGUGUAUGCGACAGGGAAAGUCGAGUUCUGCCCGAAAGAAAUCAACGAAGACCCCUAUUGGGCCCAACUACCCGAUUGGAAUUUCCCUAUUUUUGACAUGUACGAGAAAAAUAAGGAAACAUGUCUGUCAAGGCUGACGUACCGCAUCUUCCAACAGGCCGAUUUGUUCCGCAUCUUUCGGCUGAAUCACCAAAAAUUCUUCAACUACUUCCACGCACUCGAGCAGGGGUACUGGAAUAUUCCAUAUCACAACCGCCUCCACGCCUCUGAUGUGCUACACGGCGUGUACUAUUUGACGUGCAACUCGGUACACCCCCAAUUCGGGCAGGGCGUUCCCGCGGAUAGCCAAGAUGAAGCCUGCCCGCCACAGCCAAAAUCCCUCAGGGAUUCGCCGGCAAUUACCGUAUCCGAGACGAUGAGCGCCUUGGAGUUGAUGGCCCUCUACACGGCGGCGGCGAUGCACGAUUAUGAUCAUCCCGGGCGGACAAAUGCGUUUUUGGUGGCCAAUGAGGCGCCGAUGGCCAUUCUCUACAACGAUCGCUCCGUGCUGGAGAACCACCACGCCGCCGAGUCGUGGAAAUUGCUGCAAGAUCCGGAUAAUUUCUUCCUCGAUACCCUGGAUGCCGCCGAGAUCAAGAGGUUCAGAUACCUCGUGCUCGAGUACAUCCUGGCCACCGACUUGAAGCAGCACUUCGACAUCAUCAUUUCGUUCAACGACAGGGUCUCCUCCUCGCUCGACAUGAACAACGAGGCCGACCGCAUGCUUGUCUCCAAGCUGGUGAUCAAGCUGGCGGACAUCAACAGCCCGUGCAAGCCGUACAAUCUGCAUUUGAAGUGGACCGAGAGGAUUUGCGAGGAAUUUUACAUGCAGGGAGCGGAGGAAGAGAAGCGGGGGAUAACGAUCACUGCGUAUAUGGAUCGCUCGAAUCCGCAGGUUGCCAAGCUCCAAGACAGCUUCAUCUCUCAUGUCGUCUCCCCGUUAAGUUGUUGCAUGAAUGAGGCCGGCCUACUCCCCAUCCUUCCCGGUCUCGAGGAGCCCGAGAUCAUGAUCAACCUCCGACAUAACCAUGCCAAAUGGCUGUCCGAGAUUGUGCCGGAGCCCGAAGAGGAGGAAGAGCUCCCAGAACCCCAACCCGAGCAAGAACAAGAUCAGCAAAGUUGCUCCUCCUCUGGCGUCGGCACUGGGAAUGGAACGAUCGAAGUAAGAAAAAAAGAGGAAUGCUCGCCGAUCAGCGAGAGUCCCGAGAAACUCGAGAGGGCCACCACGUCCGAUGAGUCGGACCAGGCUGAUGCUCAGGGACCCGAGUUGCAGAUCGACUUCGAGAUGUGCACGAUUCCGGAGGAGGAGUACCUU